AUGCAGCCUUCUAAUGUGCCCCCUGCCGCUCGGCUCGCCGCCGCGUUCGCGGGGAUCAUCCUCGAAACGUUCUUCUGCGGUGCGAACAUGGUCGUGUACAUCACCGGAACGUGGUCUGUCCUCUCGCGCAAGUACCCGCAGUCUUUGACCAAGCGGGACAUCGUCUUCCUCGGCGCGAGCACUUCCAUGUGCGUGCUGGCGCUCUGGCACUGGGCAGGGGAUCUCUACACCCUCGUCCAUGCAGGGAUCACCAAAGGAUUGGACAUCGACGCGUUCGCAGCAGCGUUCAUGCAGACAGGCGGACCUCAGGGCAUCGGCUUUGCAUGGCAAUUCAUCUACGUCUCGCAGACGCUCAUCGCAGACGGAUUCAUGAUAUACCGCGCGUUCAUCGUCUGGAGACAAGAGUGGGCCGCGAUCGCUGCGCCCCUCGUGAUGCUCUUUGUGGAAGUCGUCUUCGGCUACAUUAUCGUGGCGCUGGGACUACGCCCCUCCUUCCCAAGGACGACCUACAUCGUCUGCCGCCGCGCCUUCUUCGUCCUCGCCGUCGCCACCAACCUUCUCGCGACUGGUCUCAUCCUCCAGCCCAUCCUGAUCUCACGCCGCGGCGCGCGCGAGUACCGCCCGGAGGGCUCCGCGCUGCGCACGCUUCGCUGGCGCGCGAUGGGCUACAUCCUCCAGUCCGCGGCGAUCUUCACGAUCUCGAGCCUGUGCUACAUGGUCACGAUCUUCGUGGACCCGGUCGGGUUCAUGAUCUGCCACUACCUCUUCCCGCCGGUCGUCUCGCUCGUGUUCUCGCUCACGGUAUCGCGCAUCUCGCUCGCGACGGGCGCGGACUCCUCCCCGCCCCGCCGCUCGCCGUUCGGCGCUCCUGGCGCGCGCGCGUCCUGCCCGAGCCUCCCGCUCUCCGCGCCCGCGACGGAGGAGGGCGAGGCCGGGCGUGCGGGUGCGACCAUGCGCCCGAUCGCGAUCCACGUCUCGGUGACGACGACGCGGUCGAGCGACCGGGAGAGCGUCGCGUCCUUCGACGGGGAUUCGGGCCUCAAGGAGGCCAGGGGCGACUCGGACGUGAGUGGCUUUGCAUUUUUGCGUGAGCGGCCUUGCUGA
Messenger RNA from Epithele typhae, 1104 nucleotides. RefSeq lists its product as uncharacterized. The record is from RefSeq and is a predicted model, not a curated record. The transcript has 6 exons. Bases 1 to 1104 code for a protein of 367 amino acids. NCBI's taxonomy places the organism in Eukaryota, Fungi, Basidiomycota, Agaricomycetes, Polyporales, Epitheliaceae.